AUGCUCGGUGGAGAAGGAGAUGGACAGGUUGCCUACGAGGAUUUUCGAACCUUAUUUGCGCCCAAGAGUGCAGUGCUGGCAGAGAUGCUGACAAUGGCACCUCAGGAAGCAGAAGAGGAAGCCAAAGAUGGCACAGCAGAAGCAGAAGGAGAUGAGCCAGAUGAGAUUCCAAGGUUGGAGGCUCCGGCACAACAGCUAGGCUUGCUGGUGAAGGGAGCGGCGAGCUUCAUGCAAGCCAGGAUCAAGAAGGAAGAUGCUGGCAAAAAGAAGGCAUCACGCGCCAGACCGAAGGCCAAGGCUCCUGGCUCCAACCGGGCACGACCCGUGUUGGGACCGCCAAGACAACUAUUGCAGAUGACAGCUCCUUCAGCCAUGGGGCCAUCAAAUCCAGGCACGUUCAGAGUGAGUUCGCAACCGCCGCCCGUCCCUGGGCACAUGUCAAGCAUGCCGCCACUGCCUCCAGGCUACAUGGUUGGCACAGAGAAGAUGUUCCAACACCAACAAGGUCUUGGACAGGGAGCCCAGGGAGCCAUGGGAACUGCCGGAGCUGGAGCCAUGGGCAUGAUGGGGGCACCAGGGGCGCCCAUGGGAGCCAACGGUCUCCCUGGGAUGCCGAACGCAGGCGGACACGCUGCCGGUCCAGCUGCAGGCCAGCAAGGACAGCCAGCUGCUACGGUGGAUCCACUCUUGCAAAGCAGUGCAAAGAAUUUCUCUGCAAAUGCGCCGCCGAAGCAUUUAACCUUCCUGGAGUAUCAGGAGAUGAAGCUGGAGCAUGAAGUCCAGCAAAAGCUUCAACAAGAAGCAGAAUCUGACAGCGAUUAG
Molecule: messenger RNA, 822 nt
Organism: Symbiodinium pilosum
Lineage: Eukaryota; Dinophyceae; Suessiales; Symbiodiniaceae
Source: the annotation of a GenBank genome assembly